Vicia faba (fava bean) is the source of this 2001-nucleotide messenger RNA. Lineage: Eukaryota; Viridiplantae; Streptophyta; Magnoliopsida; Fabales; Fabaceae. The record is from the annotation of a GenBank genome assembly.
AUGGGUUUCAUUGAUCUCAACACUAGUACUCAGGAUCAUCAACCACCUUCUUCUGCUUCAUCAUCUGUUUGUUUCGAGCUCUGGCAUGCUUGUGCUGGUCCUAUGAUCUCUUUGCCGAAGAAAGGAACUCUUGUUGUUUACUUCCCUCAAGGACAUUUGGAACAUGUUCAUGAUUUUUCGCUCUCUUUCUCUAAGAAUAUACAUAUACCUUCUCAUGUCUUCUGUCGUGUUCUUGAUGUUAAGCUUCAUGCUGAGGAAAGGAACGAUGAGGUUUAUUGUCAGGUGAUGUUGGUUCCUGAAAGUGAGCAAAUGCAGCAAAAGAUGAGAGGAGGAGAAGUUGAUGCUGAAGGUGGAGAGGAUACUGAUGCUGUUAUGAAGACGACAACACCUCAUAUGUUUUGCAAGACUCUGACUGCUUCUGAUACUAGCACUCAUGGUGGAUUCUCUGUGCCUCGUCGAGCAGCUGAAGAUUGCUUUCCUCCCCUGGAUUACUCUCAACAAAGACCUUCGCAAGAGCUUGUGGCAAAGGAUCUGCACGGCCAGGAGUGGAAGUUUCGACAUAUUUAUAGAGGGCAACCACGAAGGCAUUUGCUUACAACUGGAUGGAGUGCAUUUGUUAACAAGAAGAAACUUGUAUCAGGAGAUGCUGUUCUGUUCCUCAGGGGCGAGGAUGGAGAGUUGAGAUUGGGUAUCCGUAGGGCAGCUCAAUUGAAAAGCUGCAGUAAUAUUUCAUCCCUCUCUGGCCAGCAAUUGAAUCUUGGAAGUCUUACAGAUGUAGUUAAGGCUUUAUCUACUAGAUGCGCCUUCAGUGUUCACUAUAAUCCAAGGGUUGGUUCGUCUGAGUUUAUCAUACCUAUCCACAAAUUCUUGAAGAGCCGUGAUUAUUCUUACUCAGUUGGAAUGAGGUUCAGGAUGCGUUUUGAGUCUGAAGAUGCUGCAGAGCGAAGAUGCACAGGAUUAAUUAUUGGAAUUUCUGAUGUGGAUCCUGUUAGAUGGCCUGGAUCGAAAUGGAAAUGCUUAGUGGUAAGGUGGGAUGACUUGGAAGCUUCAAGGCUUAACAGGAUUUCGCCAUGGGAGAUAGAGCCCUCUGGCUCAGCUUCCACCACCAAUAGCAUAAUGACAGCUAGUUUGAAGAGGACCAAGAUUGGAUUACCUUCAACAAAGCUAGAAUUUCCAGUUCAAGAUGGAAUUGGAACAUCAGACUUUGGGGAAUCAAUGCGGUUCCAAAAGGUCUUGCAAGGUCAAGAAAUGUUAGGCGCUGAUACUAUUUUCGAUAGUAUUAGUGCUCGGAGUCACCACCAGUUAUCUGAAUUACGAAGGUGCUAUCCCGGUUCAAACUAUCCCGGGAUUGCAUCAACAGGAAAUAGCAUCAGAAUCCCACAAAUGGAUUCUAAUGUUUCCUGCAAUGGCUUUGGCGAAUCGUUCCGAUUCCAGAAGGUCUUGCAAGGUCAAGAAAUACUUCCUAGCCAACCAUAUGGAAGAGCCUUGUCUGUCAUCGAUAAGGCUUCUAGAAAUGGUGGCUUUGGACUCUUUGAUGUGCCGAGAUCCAGAAAUGGAUGGUAUUCUCAAACGAAUAACAACUCGCAUUUUCAUCCAUCCGCGUUAAUGUAUCACCAGCAAGGUGCCAAUCCGGUUUCCAACUUGGAUUACAAUAACAAAAUCAAUCCUGCGAUGGAAGAUAAAGUCUGCCAAAGAGGAUCAUAUUAUGCUUCUGAAGACACAAAUUCAUUUGCUAGACAUUCACAUGAUUCGAUUUCACUACAGAUAGGCGGUCAAGAGUUGGUUUCCACAUGUAAAAGUAGCUGCAGAGUGUUUGGUUUUUCAUUAACCGAAGGUGCUCCCAUUGCAAAUAAAGAGGCGCAACCAUCUGCAGUCACUUGCCAGAUGAAUCCCGGACCUUCCUCCUUCACAAGACAUGUUGAAGAGGAUUUCAAUCCAAAGCAUUCACUCAGGAGCAAGGGUGUAGAAAGUUACUGUACCAAAGGUGUGCUGCAGUGUUGA